Messenger RNA from Exophiala aquamarina CBS 119918, 663 nucleotides. RefSeq lists its product as uncharacterized. The transcript has a single exon. The annotation marks the transcript as partial. The record is from RefSeq and is a predicted model, not a curated record. NCBI's taxonomy places the organism in Eukaryota, Fungi, Ascomycota, Eurotiomycetes, Chaetothyriales, Herpotrichiellaceae.
AUGUCAUUCCUCACACAAACAACGGUGACUGAGACCACCAUAAUUGCCGCUUUCCCAACCAUUGUCAGCGAUGUGACGGCCACUGUUACCUCCUACCUCGCUACCACACUCUUCGCAACGCAAGGCCAGACUGUCACCAUCGCCUCACCUGAUGUUCAGCCUCCAGCAUCCGCCACGACCAAGUACACGCCAACCACAACGACUCGAACCUCCACGGCCACAUUGACUGAAAUCGACGUCUAUCUGCAAAAUGCCCAGGGCGAGAUCUACUCGACCUGGAUCAUCCCGCUAUCACUCGCACCACCAACCACAGACGCAAUCACAGCGACAAUCAGCGAAACUCCACGGUCGUCAGUGUAUAUUGUCCAGUCAGGCAGCGGACCUGGUGAGGACGAUGUCUGGGACAACUGGUCGAAGGGCGCACGGGCAGGGUUGAUUGUUGGUGUGGUUCUGGCUGCCGCUUUGAUAUUUGCCAUGGUCUGGUGGUGCUGCAGAAGAAGUAAUAUCUGGCUUGCACAUGGAUGGUGGCCAUGGAUGGGACAGGGGGCAGCUGGCCAGGUUCCACCAACUCCUUGUCCAAAUAUCGUGCAGCCUACCUAUGUCAAUGGUCCACUGACGCCGUAUACAUAUGGUCAGCCGUCCGUGCCUGCCUAUGGAGCGCGG